UAUUACCGUGGUUUUCUCAAUCAAGCAAACGAAAAUACUUUACCGACCAAACAACCGCAGCAAGUUAGCAACAGCAAGCAAGCCAGCCGCCCACUUGGAGACAGCUGGCAACGCCCGUUGCCACCCGUCCGACGUGGCGUCCCCAUCCCACUUACUUGUGGGCCCCCACACCUCCAUGAUUCCCUCGCGCGUGGGCCCCACCCUCCUCCUCCUUCCGUUUAUAAAGCCCAAGGCCCAAAACGAUCACGCGCGCACGAAGAGGAGACGAGAGAGAGAAGACGCGACGGCCACAAGGUGUUCGACGCCGUCUCGCCGGAGCAGCAGACGCCGGCGAGGAGGAGGAGACUAGUAGCUUGGAGUCUGAAGGUUCCAGCCAUGGAGCUGGAGGUUGGGGAGGAGACGGAGGAGGUGGGGGUGGAGGUGGCGUGCGAGUGCUGCGGGCUCACGGAGGAGUGCACGGCGCCGUACAUCGCCGGCGUGCGGGCGCGGUACGAGGGCCGCUGGAUCUGCGGGCUGUGCGGGGACGCCGUCGGGGAGGAGCUGGGGCGGGCCUCGCCGCCGAUCUCGCCGGCGGAGGCGCUCGACCGCCACGCCUUCGUCUGCGGCGCCGGGCGCCGCUCCACCGCGCCGCCGUCGCCCGCCGAGAGCGCGGACGACCUCAUCUCCGCGCUGCGCCACCUCCUCCGCCGCAGGCUGGGCUCCCCGCCGCUGCCGCCGCCGAGGAAGGUUCGCUCCACGCCAAGCAGCCCGAGGCGCGAUGUGCCGACCUCCGCCACCGCCAUCGUCUCCGUCGAUACCGGCGGCGGCGGCGGCGCAGGCGGCGCGCUCGCGCGGACGGAGAGCUGCUUCGCGGCGCUCGUCGAGUAAAAUCUCCCCCCCCCCCCCCCCCGCCACCCCCCCAAAGGGUAGUUUUCUAGCCUCAGCUUUAGUUAUCUUUUGUAAUGUAAAUAAUUUUUCUACCUUUUUUUCGUCUUGGUUUCAUUGAUUUUGCUAGCGAGAACAUAAGAGCAAUAAUAAAAUUGUGUACAGAUCAGCGAAGAACUACAUGAAAAAUGGAAGUAAUUCCAUUUGUUUCUCUUGUGUGGUUUGUGGUUUGUGAUUUGUGUUUGUGCAUAUAUUUUUUUUCCUUGAGAAAUGCUUCUGUGCAUAAAUAAGUUGAUCUCUUUGUAUCAUAGAAGUUCUCUCUGCCCUGCAAUGUGUAUGAUAAAUCAUAAUCAAUUCGUGGUUAAUGUUUUAUGCAUUA
This is a messenger RNA of Oryza sativa Japonica Group (Japanese rice), 1243 nucleotides long. RefSeq lists its product as uncharacterized. The record is from RefSeq and is a predicted model, not a curated record. Lineage: Eukaryota; Viridiplantae; Streptophyta; Magnoliopsida; Poales; Poaceae.